Miscanthus lutarioriparius is the source of this 3015-nucleotide messenger RNA. The record is from the annotation of a GenBank genome assembly. NCBI's taxonomy places the organism in Eukaryota, Viridiplantae, Streptophyta, Magnoliopsida, Poales, Poaceae.
AUGGCAGCUGGCGGUGCUCACCAAAAAAACAAGAAGAUUAAGAAGAUUAGAAGAACAAGAAGGAAGGGAGAAGGAGAACAAGUUGCAGAUGAGUGGUUCUCACCGGAGCGAUGCCAAGAUCGCCGUCGCCACUCCGGCCGUGAUAUAUCGACGAUAGGACUGAAUCACUUCUUGAAGACUUGGAUUGGAGUUGAAGAUGAUCAUGACAUUAAAUACAAUCUAGAUGCAAAGUUUCCUGCUGUAUUGGUAACCUUGAAGAUGCUCAAAGAGUCGUCAUCACCAGUGUUGGAUGCUGACAGAAUAGAAGUUCCUUCACCAAAAGAAGAAAAUAAUUCGACAAAUUCUGAAGCUGCUACAGAUAGUGAAGACAUUGAAAUUAGCGAUGACGAUGAUGAUGACCGCAACCACAAGCACCGAAGACGGGAGGCUAGACAACAAUCUGAUGAUAAUACAGAGGAGCAACAUCCAGGGCCACCUCUCAAAAAAAGGAGUAGGGUUUCUGGUAAUGGACUAUCUUUUGGUGGAGCUGGUUCUCAAGGUGAAGUACAGAAGGAUUUUGUGCCAAAAUUCAAAAAACGUUCUGGAGUAGGAGGUCACACUCGAGCACCUAGAGCAAACCAAUCCUUCCGAGCUGAUUCAUCGGCUUCUGCUGCUACUCGCCCUCCUAUGACACGAGGAAGAGGACGGAAUGGUGCACCUUGGACUCAUCAUGAUCCAAGAUUUAACUCACUUGAUAUGAUGGAUUUUGCAUCCCAGAUGGCUUCACAAGGACCACCGGCACAUCCUAGCUUAUUUAUGGGCACUGCAUUGCCAAGUGGUCCAUAUGGAUUUAUGCCUGGAAUGCCUCAUGGGAUUUUGGAUCCAAUCCAUCCACUUGGAAUGCAAGGCCCUAUUCAUUCCUCAGUAUCUCCUUUGAUCGAUCUUGGCAUGCCUCGUCAACGUUGUAGAGACUUCGAGGAACGUGGAUUUUGCUUGAGAGGGGAUAUGUGCCCCAUGGAGCAUGGUGUAAAUAGAAUUGUUGUUGAUGAUAUGCAGAGUCUCUCUCAAUUCAAUCUUCCAGUAUCAGUUCCAAAUGCUCAAGGAUUGGGAAUCCCAAAUGAGGGAGGAACCAGUUCUGUUAACUUAUCAAGCCUUGGAGGGAGUAAAAGCGUUCUUGUAAAAGAUGUGAAAUCUGGUGUAGCAACUGAUGCAUUAAAGCCAAAUGGAAGUGCUGUUUCAGCCAUUGCUGAUGCUGAUGUAUAUGAUCCUGAUCAGCCUCUCUGGAACAAUGAACACCCAGAAGCAUCGUGUACUGGCUUUGUACAUAAAGAUGUUGGAGUUUGGAAUUCUGAAUCGUAUGGUUAUGAAAUGGGGCAGGAGCAUUCAAACCAGGUUUUUGCUUCUGAUGGUUCUCAGAGUUCGAAGUCUUCUGUUUGGGGGCGAAUAGCAUCAAAAAGAAAACCAGGAGGUAGUAACACAGCUAAAACUACGUCAACAAGUAUCACUGGAAGCCAAAAAAGUGAUUACGAUGAGAUGGCUCUCAGCAUGGGCCAAGUAAAGUCUGCUGCUAAGGAUACUAAUGGUCAACCCAAUUCAAGAAUAUAUGGAGAUGUGGGCCUGCAAAGUAAUCGAGCUUCUCAGAAAGCAUCCCGUACACUAUAUGUACAUGGAAUUCCCCAAGAAAGCAACAGAUGGGACGCCCUUCUAUCGCAUUUUCAGAAGUUUGGUCAAGUAAUAGAUAUUUAUAUUCCAUCUAACAGUGAAAAAGCUUUUGUCCAGUUCUCGAGAAGGGAAGAAGCUGAAGCUGCCCUAAAAGCUCCAGAUGCUGUUAUGGGCAACCGCUUUAUAAAGCUAUGGUGGGCCAACAGAGAUAGAAUUCUGGAUGUGGGAGAGGGCAGAAUCUCUGGAAAGUCUUCCCAGUUGUCUACUACACCGGCUAAUUCUUUCCCCAACAGAGUCAAGGAAAAUGUUCAAUCAACAGCUCCAAGGCCCAGUUCUGGAUCUUCUGCUGAACCGUUGAGUUCUGGUACACCAGGUUCUAAAAUGCUGCCAGCAAGUAAUACAAAACCAGUACCACCCCAUGCUCCAAAAAGGCAAGAAAGUCUAGAACUAUUGGAAGAACUACGUAAAAAACAAGAGAUCUUAGCUCAGAAGCGUGAUGAGUUCCGCCGCCAGUUAGAGAAACUUGCAAAACAAAAAGGUUCAGCAAAUUCAGUUAAGCAUGCAGAGGCUGGUGGAAAAGAAAUUGCUUCUAAUGAUGCAUCAAAAGUAAAGGAUGCAGGGUCCAUGAGGGCUGAAGGGGCACUGGAGAUUGCUGGUUCAUUGGAAAAGAGAAGUUCUGGAGAGUUUGCUUCAUGCUCUCAAAAGUCUGCUGCGACAUCCACGCAGAAAUCAGCGGUGGUUACAAAACAGACUAAUCUGCCAGCACCUCCUCAGAAUAGGUUUAAGCUUGACAAUCGAACCACAUCAUUCAGAACUCUUCCACCUUUGCCACCUGAAAUUGCAAAUGAAUCUGUCUUGGCAGACCAUUUCUCAUCAUUUGGGGAGCUUUCGUCAGUUGUCCUGGAAGAUACUGAAGCCCAUAACCAUGAUGCAACCCUAAAACCUUCUCUGAGUUGCUCGGCUUGUGUGACUUACACAACGCGGCAAUCAGCUGAGAAAGCAUUUAUUGGUGGUAAAUCUUGCAAAGGACACACACUACGAUUUAUGUGGUUGACAGCAUCUCCAGGCUCAAAUAACCAUUCUAGACCUCAGAAUACCUCAGUUCCUGUGAGGGCCUCCAGUAUCUCUGGCCAUACUCAAAGCAUAUCAUCUGAGUCCCCAAGCCCUGUUGGGAAAGUAUCAUCUCUUGCUACAUCUGUUACAGUAGCCAUUCCUCGUAAUAAAUCCAUCUCAACUGUGGAAAAUGCAAAGACUUCUCCAGUUGGAAUUUCCAAAGCUUCAUGUUCUAGUUCCUCUCUAUCAUCAAAUGAUGAGUGUCCUCCUGAACGUCGUUCCACAAGGAAUGUUAUCUCAGAUUCUGACAUUCCACAAUGA